Molecule: messenger RNA, 2070 nt
Organism: Durusdinium trenchii
Lineage: Eukaryota; Dinophyceae; Suessiales; Symbiodiniaceae
Source: the annotation of a GenBank genome assembly
AUGAUGACAAGGCCAGAUUGCGAUGACAGCUUGGCAACCCUGAAAAGCCUCGCUCAGGCGAGGCAAGCCGGGAAAGCAAGGCGCCUGCUGGCGACUCUGCAGGCGGAUGGCAGAAAGCUCACCGUGCAGCACUACAACUCUGUGAUCCAUGCCUGUUGCAAAGCCAGAGAAUGGCAACAAGCCAUCGCAAUGCUCAGUUUCAUGGUCGAGGUGCCUCCAGAGACUUGGAGCUACAACGCCGUCAUCGGAGUUUGCCAGCGCUGCAAGAGAUGGCAAGCCGCUGUGAGUCUUCUGCAGCAGAUGGCGGAGGCCAGUGUUGAAGAGAACGUGAUCUCCUACACAUGGGCCAUGGAUGCCUGUUUGCAAUCCAAUUCCUUUGCUGCUGGAGAAGCUGUGGUGAAGACCAUGCUUCGCUCCGCAGUGCUUCCUGAUGUCAUCUUCUGUGGCAAAGCGAUCCGCGCUUGUGCCGGCAAAUCAUGGCAAACAGCCCUGCAUUUUUGGGAGCUCAUGCCUCAAAUCAGCGUGAAGCCGAAUGAGGUGGUUUGCAACAGUGCCAUUUUUGCAUGCGCUCCACGAUGGGACCUCUCCUUGGAGCUCUUUGAGUCGAUGGUCGACCUAAAGCUGCCCCGGGAUGUGAUCAGUUUCAGUUCUGCCAUUAAGGCUUGCGCCGAAGGAGGCCAGUGGCAAUACGCAAUUGCGCUGCUGGAGGCUGCGACGGUGUCCUCUAUUCCUUUGGACACGAUGUCAUUUAGCUGUGCCAUGGAUGCCUGUUCCAGUCACUGGCCUGCGGCUUUGAGCCUGUUGGCAGGGAUGAAGUUCCACACACUCGCACCAGAUGUCUACAGCUUUAGCGCCACCUUGGCCGCUUUGGCCAGCAGUGGCCAAUGGGAGCUCUCCUUCAGCGUGCUGGAGCUGAUGGCAGAGGCUGAGGUCAGCCCGAACAUUGUGAGCUAUGGCUCCGUGCUAAGUGCCUGUGAUAAGGGAGCUCAGUGGGAACGUGGACUGCAGUUGCUGAAGCAGAUGCCGCAGGUGAAGCUGAUGCCUGACACCUUUUGCACGUCCGCAGCAAUCAGCGCUUGUGCCAAUGCUCUGCACUGGCAGGAGGCAUUACACUUGUUGCCCUCAUCUCCAGACUACUACAGUUGCAGCGCCAGCGUCAAUGCAUGUGCACGUUGCGCCCGCUGGCAGCAAUCCCUGGAACUUGCAGUGGCUUUGUCGGAUCAGAAGUUGCCACCGAACGGCAUUAUGUGGGGUACCAUCAUCAAAGCCAUGCCAGACAAGGGAGAGCUGCUCGAAGAUUUGCGGCAGACUUGGGUGGCCCAUGCGCCAGCAGCAGUGGAGCUGGAAGGCAGUGGCCUUCGCUGCUUGCGCUCGGGCUCGGGGCUGCUGGCGGUGGAGAAGGCAGCUGGCCGCACCAGUGAGGCGGUGCUUGCAGAAGUGCAGAGGCUGCUCAGUGCGAUGGGCGAUGACUGUCCCAUCAAGCGCCUCUCCCGGUUGGAUGCUCAGACCUCAGGGGUUUUGCCCAUUGCCAUGGCGCCUGAGGAGUCAGGAGUCACGAGCUGGUUGGAGCUGCAGUAUGCGGCGCGCCAGGUCACAAAGGUUUACUGGGCUUUGUGCUCUGGUGAGCCCCUCCCGGUGGGUGCAUCAGGCUUGAUCGCCUCACCCUUGACGAGCCUGCCCUCCGCGGGGGGCUCCACAGUUAUGCAAACCACUUGGUCGCGGACUGGGAAGGAGGCCAGUACUGAGUAUGUGGUCUUGGAGGUCUAUGAGCUCAAAGGCACUUCGGUGAUGCUGCUGGAGGCUCGACCCCUCACAGGCCGCACGCAUCAGAUCCGUGCCCAUUUGGCGGGCAUCGGGCGUCCCAUCAUCGGAGAUCCUGCCUACGGAGGCAGGGCUGUCUACUGGUGCCCACGGCUUUUCCUGCAUUGCUGCCAAAUCUCUAUGCUCGACGCCGCCGGCGUGCCCUUCGUUGCCAAGGCGCCCUUGGCCCCCGAGCUACAGAGGAGCUUGGAACGGGUGAAGGCCAUGAGCACCUCGACUAGGAAGAUGGAAGGCAGUGCUUGGGGAUGA